CAAUGACAUCGGGCUUUGGUCAAGGCCCGCGGAGUUUAAUUUCGUCCGGGGACGCGGAAGUAGCGAUCAGGUCUAAGCCGCAGGUUGAGUGUCGCACUGGAGGAGGGCCGAGUCUUCAUCCCGGAUACCCCGGCUGGGUGAGGGGCUUCGGAGGAAGGUAUCAAGAAACAAUGUUUCUUUGAAUUUGCUUAUGUAUUUGCCUCAUCAAUGUCAUUCAUAUUGAGUAUCUUAAGAGAAAUGCUGGAAUAUUUUGGUGUUCCCAUCAACCAGGUUUUACACAUUUGGGAAAAUAAAGACUAUGGAUCAGCUCGGAGUAUUGUUCGAAUCAUUGGGAAACUUCUUCCUUUAGAACCUUGUCCCAGGCCUAAUUUUGAGCUGGUUCCGCUCUUGAACUCUGUGGACCCGGCUAACUGUGGCUCUGUAGUUCCGUCUUUUGCUGACGUUUGGUGUGUGGCAAAUGAUGAAGAAGCCAGUUAUCUCAGAUUUCGUACAUGGAAAAAUGAAGAAGAGGAGAAAAUUGCAUCUUUUCAUCCUUUGCAACUAGUUGAAGGUCCAUUGACACCUGCUGUAAGGCAUAACAAACCAAGAAAAAAUGAUUGGCCUGAAAGUGAAACUGCAAUUAAAAAGAUAGCUGCCCUUGAAGAUGAACUAGCUUUUCUUCGCUCUCAGAUUGCUGCAAUUGUGGGACGGCAAGAACUGGGAAACAGUACAAAACCUGGUUUCCUGGACUUGAAUGACAGGCCUAGUGGUUUUGGACAAAAGCCAUCAUCAUCAGGGGCUACUCAACUCAAUGUCAAACAAGAUUUGUUUUCAAGUUCAGUGCAUCCCUCUUCUCCUCCUCCACCACCGCCUCCUCAGAUUUCUUCUGUACAGCCUCCAUGUUCUCCUCUCAUGAAAAUAGUAUCUAAUAAUAUUUGUGCAUCAGAUAAUUCAACAACUGAAGUGAAACAACAGCACCCAGAUGCUGGGAAGACCAAUUAUAGUCAUCACUCAAAAAACCAGAAAAAUGAAGCUGUUCCAAACAUGUUGGAUGUUCUAAAGGAUAUGAAUAAGGUUAAACUACGUGCUGUUGAAAGGUCCCCUGGAGGCAGACCCAUUCAUAAAAGGAAAAGAGAAGACUCACCUUGGGAUCCAGUGUCUCUAAUAUCCCAUGCACUUAAGCAGAAAUUUGCAUUCCAAGAAGAAGAUUCCUUUGAGAAAGAAGAUAAUUGUUGGGAGUCUUCUCCAUUUUCUAGUCCAGAAACUUCAAGGGUGCGCUUAUAAUUUUGGACACCGUAUCUUAAGUCAGAAGUAUGUUGAACUAAAAGAAGAACCAACAAACCCAGCAGGUGUAGACCAAGUCAUGAGCAACAGGGGCUGUGUCUACACCUAGAAGGCAGGACUACAGAAGUAUACCUACAUGCCUCUCCCUGCAUGUGAAAGGAUCACAUCUCCUGUUAAUGAAUUUAAAUGUAGUCCAUAUGCUGGGGUAUGUUAGUGCAGAGGUCUGAAGGAUCUUGACCUUUGUCUGGUUUUAUAAGAUCCAAGAGUUAACGGGCUACUGACGAUAGUCAGGUGUAUGGAUCUUUUUCAUUUUUUCCCCACAUAUGUUAAGUUUAUUAAAGCUGAAUAAAUACUUUGAAUGAUUUUCCUAAGAGCUAAAUAGUAAACGAUUUAAUGUUUCUCAUUUGAGAAUGGUAAGAUCUCAUUAUAAGGUAACGGAAACCAUUUAGUGGAUUAAGAAAGUAGUGUAAAUUAAGUCUGUAUUGUACUGCACAGCCGAUGAUAGUACAUUUGAGUUUUUAAAAAAGAUUUCUUAAAUCAGUUAUGACUUGCUUAUUUAAGCGUCUUUGGCUCUUUUAAAGAUUGGUAGUGAUAUGGUUUACUUGGCCUCCAGCAACUUGGAGAUUUUCAAAAAAUAUAAAAUUAUAAUUUUUUCACUAAGAGAGUCAUACUUUGAAUCAUAGAUUGAACCCCCUAAAAAACUUGAGGUGAUAAAGAAUUAUUCUUAGAAGCUGAUUUUGACUGUUAAAUGCUCGAUUGUAGAAGUAUUUAAAGAAUCUCUUGAUAAGUUUUGCCCUCACUUGCUAUGUAAAUAUGUACACCUGUCAUUUUAUUUCCUUUGUUCUUUAUUAUGCUCUGUUCCUUUGUAAAUAAACACACCUUUUUGAACUUG
Messenger RNA from Bubalus bubalis (water buffalo), 2155 nucleotides. RefSeq names its product mitochondrial fission regulator 2 (gene MTFR2). The transcript has 8 exons. The record is from RefSeq and is a predicted model, not a curated record. Gene Ontology annotation, cellular component: mitochondrion. The coding region runs from base 208 to 1263 and encodes 351 amino acids. Lineage: Eukaryota; Metazoa; Chordata; Mammalia; Artiodactyla; Bovidae. Gene Ontology annotation, biological process: aerobic respiration; mitochondrial fission.